AAGAAGCAAUGGCGAAAGGAAGCAACAAGUUAACGAAGCUCUUGUCAGUUUUAAAGAAGCUCAAUUCAUUCAACAACAAGCAGAGCCGCUGUCCGAUGUCGACGGCCGCCGUGGCAGCUUCCGACAUCAUCUACGACAGCGAAGAAUCGUCGGCCAAUCUCCACCCCGUCUUCGUCGGGAAAUCCCGGAGACGCUACCUCAUUAGCUCCGACGUUAUCCACAACCCUCUGUUCCGUGAACUCGCGGGACGGUCGACGUCGUCGGGCGGAAACGACACGGCGCCGGAGGUCAAUGUGUCGUGCGAGGUCGUCCUGUUCGAGCACUUGCUUUGGAUGCUCGAAAAUGCCGACCCUCAACCCGAGUCAUUGGAGGAGCUUGUCGAGUUUUACGCUUGCUGAUUGUUUCACGUGGCGCGGAUCGUAAGUCGUACAUUAAUCAUGUGAUAACGACAUGAUUACUGGGCGAUGUUAGAAAGAAACAGAGUUGAGUUCAUUUAAACGGUGAGGAUUUAACCGGGUUCUCGCCGGCGGCCGCCUCGUCUGUCAGCCCAAUGGUGGAGGUGGUGGGUUUAGAUUUGUUUAUCAUUGUUGCUCAUUGUCGUUUAAUAAUUUUUUCCAUAUAAUAUGUAAGAGAGUAAUGCUAUUUUUUUUCUUUC
Messenger RNA from Hibiscus syriacus, 655 nucleotides. RefSeq names its product auxin-responsive protein SAUR76-like. NCBI's taxonomy places the organism in Eukaryota, Viridiplantae, Streptophyta, Magnoliopsida, Malvales, Malvaceae. The record is from RefSeq and is a predicted model, not a curated record. The transcript has a single exon. Gene Ontology annotation, biological process: response to auxin. Bases 9 to 398 code for a protein of 129 amino acids.